GAGGGUCGAUGAAAGUUUAUUUUGUUUCUUUAGAGAGAGAGAGAAUAGGCUUAUUAAACGACUAGUUCAGUAAUACAGAAGUGAACUUUUGGUAUUACAGUACGCAAUACUUGUUGGUAAUAUUAAUGUUCUUAGUGUGAAGUGUUUCAGUUAUAUUUAACUUAUGUAUUUACACAGACCGAUCAAAUCGAAGUCUAAUCAAGCUAAUUCACCACUACCACCAGGAUGGGAACGGCGAGUGGAUCUAAAUUCUGGGCGUUUCUAUUACAUCAAUCAUAUUAAUCACACUACCACAUGGCAGAAGCCUCAGCAGUUACCACAGCUUUACCCACAUGGUGGAGCUAACCAGACUUCGCAGAAUGUGGAAGCACCUGAUCACAGGCACCACAGUAAUCAAAAAACUACACAAAAGAUUGUGGUCACAGAUCAUUCUUCAAGUCCUUCAAAGGGCUCAAUUUCUUCUCAACACAGUUAUAAACAAGGGGACUAUCAGUUGGCUUUGGCAUCGGAGAAAACAGUUAUUGAGCUCCACAGUCAGUUUCCCGAAAUUUCUCUUGAGCAUAUAAGAGAUACUUUAAAAGAAUGUAACAAUGAAAUUCAACUGGCAGUUAAGCAUCUGAAGAGAUUAUCCAAAACAUUGGCUACCUCAGUAAAUGUCAGUAAUAUUAACCAGAAUGUUGCUGCCCAACUGUCUCAUACAUAUGAGGCACCUAAGCCUUAUCAGGCAGCUGAUUCUUUUGUUGUAAUGCGUGAAGCUGACAAGUUAGCAGUUCAAGCAGAAUUGGAGCAAGAAUUUCCAACAUUUGAUAAAUAUGUGAUACAGAUGGUUCUGGAAAGCUGCAGUUACAAUGAAUCAAAUGGUAGAAUCAUGCUGACAUCAAUGAAAAAUGCAGAUGUCAUUUCAGGAAGUCAAACUCAGGAAGAAAAACCAACAUCAGCUGAAGAAACUCUUUCUACCAGUGAAGUGGCUGAUUCAUCUAUUCAGGAACAUGGGACUCCAGAAAUUCCUGUUCAAGAUUUGAGUGAAACACCUAAUGUGGAAGAGGUUGCUCAUGAAAAAGCCAGAAAGUGGUCCAUCAAACAUGAAAAACGAGAAAGUGGUAAAGAGGAGCUUCACUCGUAUCACUUAAGAAUCUCGAAAGGCACAAGUACUCAAGAAGAUCAACAGCAUACGUCUAUGUACAGGACUCAUGCUAAAGGUCCAGAUCCUAGACUUCGCAAGGGACCAUGUGAUGAUCUUCUACUCAAAGAUUAUGUGCCAUUAAGUGGUCCAGAUCCUAAUAAUCAUAAAGGUCCUAACCCUGCUUUAAGAAAAGGACCAGCCUUGAACAGAUUUGUACCCGAAAGUGAAACAACCGGUGGAGCAAGUUCAAAGAUGCUGGAUUCUUUACUAGUUUCAGAUAUUUAACUGGUGCACGUGCUUUGGCUUUCAUGAAAUUGUUACUUGGCUGUUUAUUCAAUUAAUUGCUGUGUGAUAUUUUAUUGUUUUGUUAUACUUUACUUACAAAAAGCAUGUGAAUGAAUAUUAUUGCAUACAGAAAAAUAUUACUAUUAUAUUAAUGUUAAAUCAACAAGCAAUCAAGUAAAGUUGUGUCCUAGGAUUCAUCCAUGUUAUAGCAUUCUCUGUCAUUUUUUCUGUAAUUUUUCCUUUUAUAAUCACAUUUACGUGACAUGUAUUAUUUUUAUCUAUAUUAUAUAUCUUUCUGUUUUAUUAUAUUGAACAUAAUUUACUGCAAAGUAGGAAACAAACAACCUAAUAUUUAUUUAACAAGUUUGUUAAACAUUGUGUGGCAUGUUAAUUUUUAUUUUAUUUUGUACUUGUGCAAUGCAUUAAAAUCUCCAAGAAUAUUGCUUUGUGACCAUUGGUCAAAUACUCAUACUUGAAAACAAUACAAAAGUAUUUGUUAUAAAAACUAGCACUGUUCUUUUUAAUAAUCUAUUGUCAUACUGAUUGCUUCACACUGUUAUAUGUCGUGAAAACUACUGAAUCCACCUAUGACAAAAGAACUUUCACAAUUUUCUUCUAAAUACAAUGUUUUGUGUAUAUAUUUUUGUUGUGUAAAUAUCUAUCAAAAAUAGGUUUCAUUCAGCAAAUAAUCAUAAGUACUUCAAAAAUAACCAAGUUCAACAGAAAACAUUUUAUUGGUAAUAUAAAUCUGUCUCUGCUCUUGCUCUAAUUUGUCAAAUCAUUGGUCAGAACAAAUGCAUUUACAAGAGACUGCUUAGUUAUGCAGCCAAACUGUUAUGAAGUAGAAUUAUCUUGGCAAUUAUCAGCCUGUCUUAAAACAGUAAAUCUAAAAGCCUAUUUGUUAAAAAAAAUCAGUACCAGUGAGGUACUGGGAGUUGAGAUUUCCCCACACUGUUAUUACAAGAGAAAUUGAUAAGUGCCAUUCUUUAAUAGAAUAUAAUUCAUAUUUGGUAUGGAUUUAAAUUUGAUCACCACACUUUACAUUAAUUUUAAAACAUUAUAUGAAUGAUAUAGAAGUUUUUUCAGCUGUGUGACAUUUCAAAACACAUUUAAUGGAAUUAAAACAAACAAGUGAUUAACUUCUUGAUUCAAAAACAUCAGCUGUGUACUAGCCUUCUACUCAUAGCACUCUCUGUGUGCCUUAGCACUUAUGUAGCUAAUCACACACUCAUUUUUGAAAAUGUUAUGAGAUCCUUUUGAUUUUGUCAAAGCUUUGGGCACAUGGUAUCUUUGUCAUAAAAAAUGCUUUAACUGUAACUCUACUUUUUUUGGUUUCCAUUAACAUCAUGCAUCUUGUUUUUUUACAAGUUUAUUCUAUGCACUUUUCAAUAACUGGGGAGGAUCAAAAGCAGUAAAUAUUUUUCAAAAUAUGGCUUGAACACAAUUUUCAUUACUCCGCUGAUGGAGUCAUUUUUUGCAGUAGCCUCAUUUAGUGUUACUUAUAAUGUUGCUUUAGGAAUAACAUUACCCAUUUUAGUUCAGUGAUUAGGCUUUGCACCAUGGAAACCAAAGCUUGAUUUACAAAUUUCCUUAUUUUGCCACCAUGGAACUAUAGUCUUCAAGACCAAUAACUUCAUCCCGAUAACAGUAGUAUUUGAAAUUUUUAAGGGUACUCUAAUUCAGACUUGUGACCCAGAGUUUUAACUUAGAAAUAAUUUCCUCAGAGUAUUAAGCACUUUGUUCUGAAAUGCUGGCAUAUGUUUAAUAUAGUAUAUAUUGUGUUGUUUAGGACUACAUGGAUGGUAAAGAGAAACUUGCACAAAAAUGUGUGCUUUUAUACUUGGAUAAUUUACCUUGAGAUACAGUAUUUUGUCAUCUAUAACCACAAUUUGUAUUUCAUUUUUCAUUUGUAUCCCAAGUUUGUUUCUGGUAAGUUUGCAGAAGCCAUUUUGAAUAUGUUACUUAUUCAAGUGGAUAGCUUUGCUUUUGAAAUAUUCAAUUUCCUUUACCAAAUGGCAAAUUUAUAAUUGCUGUUCCUUGAUAGUCAGCCUAACCUUUGCUUUAUUUUGUAUGUCUAGUUCUGGCACUCUUUUUCGGUGGUUAUUCUGCAGUAAUAAUAAAAAUAAAAAAAAACAUUAUGACAUGCGUAUACUAAAUAUGUUGAUAUGUCCAGAAUCAGUUGCCAGCACAUGUAAUGCAGAUGUAAGUAAUCUUAAACAGCUUAAAUAAGCUAAGAAUUGGGAGUGACUUUUGCAGAGAGAUAUGGUAUUUCUAACAGAGUAGGUACAGCAUUCCACACCAGUGCAUUCCGUUGAGGUAAAUUCAUAAAUGUGGUUUGGACAGAACUUUUAACUUUUAUCUCCUCAGAACUCUUGUCCAUCAGUUACUGAAGUUGUACUCAUUUUUACCUGUCACAGAUUCAAAUUUAUUUUACGUCUGUCUUUUAAUGCGAAUAACUGUAAUACACAUUUAAAAAUGAACUCUGAGUCAUAUACAAAAGGUUAAUAUAUCUAAACGUCAUAAAAACACGAUCCAUUGCACCGGUGCAGUAUCUCUGGCCCCCACUGAUACAAUAACAUUUCAACAUGGAGGAAACAUCACAUUAAUGAUGUAGAUAAAAAAGCUCAAAUUAGUUUCUCCUGAGGAAACCUGCAGAAGGACAACUUUCUUUGUUGUAAAAAAAAAAAAACUGCAGUUGAUAGCAGCACACAAAAGACCACUACUUGAACCAUGAUUCACACCACCAUUAGUCACUAUGUGAAUACACAAGCUAUGCUGCUGUUUUGUGGACAUCUAGCUGGAAAUUGUCACAUACUAAAUAAGAUAUAAGUGUAUAUGUUUCUGUAACUUAUAGUAUUAAAUAUAAAUAUUUCAAUAUGUCUUUUUAGAGUGUUAGCUAGAUUAAUAUAUAUAUAUAUAUAUAAAAUUAAGUUUAUUACCUAGUAAUAACUACAUUGGCCAAAUGUGUUAGGCAUGAUACAUGAAGCUUUACAUGUGACAGUUUUGCUUUGGUGCUUGAUAAUUUCACUAAGGAGGCCCAACUUUGUCAAGUGUUUUUCAGUUGAGGGCCAAAAACACUGCUUACAGUGAGGGUAUACCCAACUGGAUAACCUUGGGCAGAGUGGUCAUAGAAGCUUUUUGUAGUUUGACUGUUAUUCAUAAUGAAGACUAUUUAUUAUUAAUUGUCAUUUCUGUUGUAGAAUUUUAGCAACUAUUCUCUUAUAAUGUACUAUAUAAUCAAAACCUAUUUCACAGUCUAGCUUGAAUGUCUUAUUUCUUGGUAUUAAUAAAUUUUCUGACCUAUUUUUUUAAUCAACUCUUCCAUAAAUCAUCUCUGAAAGAUUGUUAAUGUGAAUAAAAUUUAUAAAUUAUAUGUACAAAAUCUGUUAUAGCAUUCUUUACCUGUAGGUACUUGUGUAUCCAGUUUAUAAGCAUAAUAAAUUAAUAAUUGUUUUGAAAGUUAUUCUUUAACUGGCAACUUAUGCUUUUAUAUUAUUGAGUUAUAAGUUGGCAAAGUAAAAACUUUUGGAUUCCUAAAAAUAUGAUGAUACUGUAAUGAAUAUUUCGUUCUCCAUUGAGAAUAAUCCAAUGUUUAUACCAAGAUCCUCAAAGAAACAAGAGUAUUUUUUAGAACUUUCACAAGUUAAAUGGAACAAAAUUUGAAAAUCCUAGGCGUGUGUCUUUACAAACAACAUAACUGAACUUCAAACAUUUGACAACAUAAUCUUGUGAACCAAAAAUAAGAAAUCCUAACUUUGUAAGUAACCACAAAAUCUGCUUGAUAAUACAACAUCUUUAAAACCAUUUGAUUGCUUACAACACUUAUAAGCUCUAACUGAGCAUCAAGCAAUAUCCAAUCAAUGCUCCACAUCCUUGUGUAUCUGGCAUAUCAGUCUUCAAUUCUCUUUUAUUUGCUAUCAUACAAUGAGAUUGCAAUCAAUGUUGAACAAUUAUUGACUGUUGACAGAAUAUCUGAUCAAUCUAUUUACAUAAUCAUAGCAGAAAUUUAGGUUGUUUUAAAACCAGAGGUGUUCAGAGUUCACGUAAUUCCUCUUUGCCCCACACCUGGCAAUGGUUUGUUGGAAAUGCUUUGUGAUUUUUCCAGAGAUUGUUGGAAAUGACAGUUUUAACAUGGGUGAUUUUAAUUAACUGGGAGAUGCCUUAAAAGUUGAGAAAUCCAUGAGAGUGGGAGAUCCACACAUCAGUGCUUCUCGAAACAAACAGCCCCUGUGAGACAAAGGGUCCUUUAGGGUGGCAGGGAUCUAUAAAUCCAAUGCUAGAGAAUUUUUAUCAUGGGGGAGGAAGGGGAGCGCCCAGAGAAAACUUGCCUUCAUAGACUAGGCCAGAGCGUAGAUACCGUAUUUUGUAGUUUUGUGACAAAAAAUAGGUUAUUUUUACUUGAAGACUCGGUUUAUAAAUUAGUCUAUAAGCCAUUAUUGUUGUUUUAACCUUUCGCAAAAGAGAACAAAUUUAACCAACAACUUUAGAUUCUAGAAAAUGAUCGCUUUACGGCAUUACAGGUAACAAAUGCAAACGUAUUAUUCUAGAACUAAAUUUAGAAACAUAUUCAAUUUUACUAAAUGACUUGAAGUACUGAUGAUUAUUUGAUGGUGCUAUAAGUGGCAAGGCUUGUCUACAUUAGUCCUAUAAGGAUUUUUCGCUUUAAAAUGAAAGUAUUGGAAAUAGCAACUGUAAUUGAGGAUAAGAUCUGCUGUUGGUUUGGAUAGUAUGAUGAUUUUCAUGAGCUGGGUUGUCUUGCCGGUUAAUCAGGAGUGGAUCCAGUGAACUGCACGUAAUUUUGUGUUGGUUGAUUGUUCUAGGGACUGUUGGAUUUCUUUAGGUAUUAUGGUAAGGUAAGUGCCUGGAAGAAAAACUGUGAAAAGGUGAGAUUUACUUUUAGGGGUUGUGCAGGUGACACGAGGGAAGAGAUUUCAGGAACUACAGAGGUAAGUUAAUUCAGUGUGGCUUGAAGGCUGGAGAAAUAUUCCUUCCUAUUGAAGGAUUCUCGUCUCCAUGGGAUCAAUUGAUACUUUAGGCUUAAAUUAUUUGAUGAAGGUGCCGAUUUGGCAUGGGGUAAUCUAUUGAAGAUUACUGGCAGAAUCCCCGGAGGGGAGCUUCAACAGGCCUGGAAAAGAGCAUAGCUGAAAACAUGUUUUACUAUCUGGGCCCAAGUGUAACCACCAUGUGUCUAUUUACAUAAGAGUGACACACUGAUUUAUAUACAGAUAUGACCAUAGUUAUCUUGACAAAUACUUCAGUGCCACCUAGUGUUAUUUUGUCUCACUAUGAAAAUAAUGUUACAAUUGAUUUUAACAGGAUGCAUAAACAAACUCGAGACAACUCAACUAAAUGACAGAGGAAAAGGUAUGUAAAAUAUGAAUAUAAAGAUUAGCAAAAAAUUAAGGAAUGCCAUCUCACAUUAUGCAGUGUUUGCAUUAGAGGCUUAAAUAUAGGUCACUUUGACACUGCUUUUGAUAUACAGAGUCAGAAAGAUUUGUCACACGAACAUGUAAAUUUUAUUUGUAAUAUAAAUUUUGCUUUCAAGCAAAAAUAGUAAUCCUAAACAUAUUUUUCAUGGUGGAAAGAAGUAUCACCAUUAAACUGUCUUGAUUCAAAACAUCACUUAAGUAGGUAAGUCAUUGUGCCAUUAAAUAUUUAUUUUGAAUCCCAAAGCAACUUUAAUCUUAGUACAAAAGAAGAACGAAACAGCAACUAAUACAUUUUACAGAUGGACAAACUUGGCCACGUAAAAUUAACAAAGUUUUCACCAUUAAAAUUUAUUCAAUGUUAUGAGAUACUAGUAAUAUAAGUGAACUCUAGCCAUGGAUGAGAUGUUUUCAAGUCUUACCUUGACUUUUCCUCUUUUAACAAAGCAAAUGACAGUCUUCAUGUUAUAAAAUCCAGGUUUCUGUAUUAUGUAUUUAUUUUUGAUUUCAAAGCUUUUCCUGUUGAUUGACAACUAAUUGAACUGUAAGUGUAUCUGCUUUGGGAAGAAUAACUGUAUUAGCCAUUAAAAGGCAACUUCCCAGUUAGUUUGAAAGCAGAAUUUGUUGAACACCGAAGGUACAUAAAACGGACCUUAAAAGAUUCUGUAUCAGUGCUUUCAGAACACGGCCCAAGAUUGUAUGUCUUUUUUGUUACCGAUGCCACUGAUAUGUUAAAGUAUGCUUUGUAAUAUGUUAGACUGAAUUUAUUUAGUAGCAAACCAAAAAAUAACCCAAAAGUGCUCAUUUUACACAUCACUGGUGUAAAACUGGAAUUGACUGAUUAAAAAUAAUGUGCAGAUAUGCUAGCAUGUUUUUAAGAUAUAAAGAUUUCAUACAUUGUCAGCUUAAGUGUUCAUUUUCAUUUACGCUGUUUUUAUUAUGCAUAUAAAUAGUUUAUCAGAUAAAAUGUUGGCUGCCAUUAGAUUAACCUAGCUUAUUGGUUCUGGUAUUGAAUGAAAGGUAUUCUGUGCAAUUACCAGUCAUUGACAAAAUAAGACUUGAAAUGCUAUUUUUAAACAUUGGUGGAUUCGUGAGAAAAUGCAUAGCUACAGUAUUAUAGGAUGUAUCCUUAUAUUUUCAAAUCUUCAUAACAUUUACUUUUAUGGUUGUUUUUUCACAAACUGAUUACAUGAGAAAGUAAUUAUUAUUACUAUUGGUUAAAUCGUCAAUCUCAUCAUCUUUUUUAGAAACAGUACAUUUAUUUUAAAUUUUCUCUGAAUAUGGCUUUAUUUAUGGUUGAAAAAUAAAAUUUUCAAAGCUUACUAGCCAAAAGAUGAAGUUGCUCCAUCAGUACUUGAGGUGAAUUUUUAAGCUGACUACUUAUUAUCAAGAGCUGUUUUUAAUGGUAAUUGUUGAUACUACUUUUUAUUGUUGUAUGAAGUAGUAAGUAUAAACUGAUAACUUAUCAUAUAGUGCUUAAUGUUUUUUAGGUUCCUCCUUAAUGAUUUAACCAGUUUUCAAAAUACUACUGAACUCUUUUUGUUAAUAGAAUUGGAUAACUCAUUUUCAGGAUGUCGAGAGCAACGUCCUUCAUGUUUUAAGUUUUAUUAAAGAUUGUGUUCAUUGUUCAUUACAUGUUGUGUUCAGCUCAAACUUGGCAAGUAAAAUUUAGCACCUUUUUUUUUUCUUUAUAUUGUACCAUAUCUUGUUCACAUCUCCCGUUAAGUGGACCUAUCAAGUAAAUCUCAAAUCCAUAUUCAGUUUACCUGGAUAUACCACAAGUGGUAAAUAAAAACAAUAAAGAAUUACUCCACUAGGGUGAAAAUAAUACUUGUGGUUAUUUGAUGCCUGAAAGGUGCACUGCAGUCUGGAAAAGGUUAAAAGAUUGUUUCAAAAUUGCUUGAUUUAUAUAUUUGAGUGAGAGUUUUCACCAUUUUAAGUACUAAGAACAACUACUUCAAAAUAUUAAAUCACUCAGUUGCAAACAGGAUGUUGCUAGAGUGAUGUAUGACAUCUGUCUCUUAACCAAUGAACAACCUCUAUUAAAAAGUACAGAAUAUAAUAUAACAAACUAAAUGCCACUUCAGACAGUGACUACACUGCUAAUAUAACAUAAGUAGUUACAAUCAGUGUGUGUGCUAGAUUUUACUGAUUUAAGUAAUUUUUAGCAGCUUUUUAACUGAAUGAAGCAAGCUAUACAAAUGUCUGCUUGAAGAAAAAUACAUAUAAACUAGGGUUUGCUGGUUUCCACUGGGAAUUUAGAAUUUUUGGUUGUUUAUAGUUUAGGCUUUUGGACUGAAAAAUAUGUAUGAAGUUUUGAAGACACAUUAAUAAGAUAUUGAGAAAUGUAUUUAAGCUAUAAAUUGAAAAUGAAAUUUCUUAAAUAUUUUGAAAACCUUUUUAGAGAUAAUUAUCAUUUUAAAGGAAUUUUCACAUCUUUCAAUUUUUGCUCUAUGGCUAUGACCAGAAAUUUACUGAGGAACUAGCCAAUAUUGCAUACCCCACAAGAGAUAAAUAGUGUAAGAACCCUUAUGUUAGCAAUUUCUUGCAAACAAUUAGUUUUUAUCCAAGUAUAUUUCAUAUUUGCUGUGCAUCAAGUGUUCUUUGAUAUAAAGGCUACAGAAUGUACGUGUUUAAUGUUUAUGGUAUUGUAAAUGUGUAUUUCAUAUGUUGGCCUGGCAUGGCCAGGUGGUUCGGGUACUCGACUCGGAAUCCCAGUCCCACCAAACAUACUCACCCUUUCAGCCUUGGGGGAUCAAAAGAGUAGCCCAAGAGUUAGCAGUGGGUGGUGAUGACUAGCUGCCUUCCCUCUAGUCUUAAAUUAGGGAUGGCUAGUGCAGAUAACCCUCGUGUAGCUUUGCACGAAAUUCAUAAUAAACUAAACUAUUUCAUAUGUCGUUGCUUUGCAUGCUUUCAAGGUUUAUAAUGCUAAAAACAAAUGUUAGCAUUUUGCAAUGUGGAAAAUACAAGGUAGUCUAAAAUUUGUUACUCUCAAAGAAGUAUAUUUUUUACUUUUCGUGGUUCAAAUUACUGUAUAUUUGAAUCACGAUGGGCCUAUGUAUUUUUGUGCUACAAUGUUUUGUAUGCAUGAGGUUUAAGUAUGGUACAACUGAUUUCUGCAUUUGCUAUUAUUAUUUACACAGUGUCUAUAUUAUCAGUUCUUUUUUAUAGUGUGUAAAGAGCACAUUUCUCUCCUAAUUAAAUCUUUCACUGCCAUGUUUAUUGAUAAAUAACUCUCCCAAUGCAUAAUAAAAACAAAAAAAGGGUGCAUGUUUUAAUAUUUCAAUAUUAAUCUGAAACGUGAAUGUGGUAAACUUUGGAGGGUAAUUACACUUUCUUCAUAGUACAAACUACCAAACUCGCAUGUCACUUCUGUAGAGGAAGACGUGCUCAUGGCAAUGAGAAAAUUAAAAUGUUUUGAGUUUUGAAAACAAAGAUUGUUAUGUGACAGAUACUUUUCUCACACUUAAUGUUGCAAUUGUAUUUGAACACUGUUAUUGAUGAAAAAGUAAAUUUAUACCUAAAGAGUUCUCUUUAAGGUAAUAUCUUAUUUGUUUUUGCACAUUUUUGCUUAUGUAAAAUGUUUGGAAAAUAAAUCACUAUAAAUUGUCUGGUAA
Limulus polyphemus (Atlantic horseshoe crab) is the source of this 10451-nucleotide messenger RNA. RefSeq lists its product as uncharacterized. The transcript has 11 exons. Gene Ontology annotation, biological process: hippo signaling; positive regulation of transcription by RNA polymerase II. The record is from RefSeq and is a predicted model, not a curated record. NCBI's taxonomy places the organism in Eukaryota, Metazoa, Arthropoda, Merostomata, Xiphosura, Limulidae. Gene Ontology annotation, molecular function: transcription coactivator activity; ubiquitin binding. The coding region runs from base 164 to 1408 and encodes 414 amino acids. Gene Ontology annotation, cellular component: nucleus; cytoplasm.